This is a messenger RNA of Amaranthus tricolor (Joseph's coat), 1138 nucleotides long. Its product is annotated as adenylate kinase 4. Gene Ontology annotation, cellular component: mitochondrion; cytoplasm. Gene Ontology annotation, molecular function: AMP kinase activity; ATP binding. Gene Ontology annotation, biological process: nucleobase-containing compound metabolic process. The transcript is spliced from 6 exons. Lineage: Eukaryota; Viridiplantae; Streptophyta; Magnoliopsida; Caryophyllales; Amaranthaceae. Bases 140 to 865 code for a protein of 241 amino acids. The record is from RefSeq and is a predicted model, not a curated record.
AAUCGAAGUGAUGUCGCAUUAACCCUUUUUUGCUAUUUUGGCUUCGGUGUCGGAAACACGGAACUCGGGAGGUCCGAAGAAUAGCAAGUAACCAGUUUCUCUCUCAUUGCUCUUGCUGCUGUACACUUUCGAAGAAACAAUGGCAGCUAACUUGGAAGACGUACCCUCCGUUGAUCUCAUGACCGAGCUUCUUCGUCGUAUGAAAUGCUCUUCUAAGCCUGACAAACGCCUCAUUCUAGUUGGACCCCCUGGAUCGGGUAAAGGUACUCAGUCACCACUUAUUAAGGAUGAGUACUGUUUGUGUCAUCUGGCUACUGGCGACAUGCUGAGAGCUGCAGUAGCUGCUAAAACUCCUCUUGGGACAAAGGCUAAAGAAGCGAUGGAUAAGGGAGAACUAGUCUCUGACGACCUGGUUGUCGGGAUCAUUGGUGAAGCGCUAAAGAAGCCUUCUUGUCAAAAAGGUUUUAUUCUAGAUGGAUUCCCAAGGACAGUGGUCCAAGCACAAAAGCUGGAUGAGAUGCUGGAAAAGCAAGGAACAAAAAUUGAUAAAGUGUUGAACUUUGCUAUUGAUGAUGCCAUUUUGGAGGAAAGAAUUACUGGCCGCUGGAUUCAUCCCUCAAGUGGUCGGACAUACCACACCAAAUUUGCUCCUCCAAAAGUACCUGGGGUGGAUGAUGUAACGGGAGAGCCUCUUAUUCAGCGCAAAGAUGACACUGCAGCUGUUCUGAAGUCUAGGCUCGAGGCUUUCCACCGACAAACUGAACCAGUUAUUGAUUACUAUGCCAAGAAAAGUGUUGUGGCUGACAUUCAUGCCGAAAAACCACCAAAGGAAGUCAGUGAAGCGGUGAAGAAGGCAUUAUCGUGAUUAAAUCAUUUUAUCGGAUCAGAAUCUUUUAUCUAAAAUGUUUUUGAGAUUUUGAUAUGUACACUCUCAUUUAUGGGGUCGAGUUUCAUGCUCCCCUCGAGUACUCUUCAUACAUUUUGAUGCUGAAAACAAGUUUUUACCAUUCGCUAUGAGGUCUAGUUGUAUGGCGAAAAUAAUUAGGAAGACAAUUACUUUUCAUGAAAUUUUGGGACUACUGUUUGCUGUAACACAAGGCUGGAAGUUCAUUUAAUCAUAUUUAGAUACCUUUUUUAA